Messenger RNA from Anneissia japonica, 1237 nucleotides. RefSeq names its product CMP-N-acetylneuraminate-poly-alpha-2,8-sialyltransferase-like. The transcript has 5 exons. Gene Ontology annotation, biological process: oligosaccharide metabolic process; N-glycan processing. The record is from RefSeq and is a predicted model, not a curated record. Lineage: Eukaryota; Metazoa; Echinodermata; Crinoidea; Comatulida; Comatulidae. Bases 153 to 1214 code for a protein of 353 amino acids. Gene Ontology annotation, molecular function: alpha-N-acetylneuraminate alpha-2,8-sialyltransferase activity.
UGUCUUCUGUUUGUUAAAGCGGUUUAAAGGACGCAGGAUGCAAUGCUGUACAAAAACAAUAAAAUCUAUUGAAUGAAAAGUAACAGUAUAUACGCUGCUCUCUAAAUAUUUAUCAUGUUUUUUCAAAGUUUUUGAAGAGGUUUACUGUCACAAUGCGGCUGAGAGCCCCGAGGGUGAAGGUUAAACCAGCGCUGUUCUUCCUACUCGUAUCAUCCUCAGUCUUGUUUUACAUUGCUGUAGACGUGCCCAUUGCGUAUCCUAUGCCACAACAAUGCGAGCCUUUCCCUUUGGAGAAAGCUGCAGCUAUGAGAAGUCUAUAUAAGAAGAAAGGACAAUGGGAUGCAGCCAAAAAAAUUAAGAAACUUGCCAAGAAAUGCCUGCCUCCAGACCACACAUUGAUGAUUUACGCAGCGAAUAACACACCGGAAAAUCUUGAUUUUAAACAAGGUUUCAAUGUUUUUGAAUAUGUCAAUUUUCUUUUUGAUGGAAAGACUGGAAUGCCGGCUGAAAUGGAGGCCAACUUUGAAACUGUACGCCCACAAAAGAAAUGUGCAGUGAUAGGAAAUAGUGGAAUAUUACUUGGCAGUGGAUGCGGUAAGGAGAUUGACACUCAGUAUGAUUUUGUUAUGCGAUCAAAUAUCGCACCCAUAAAACAAUUCGCAAAAGAUGUUGGAAUAAAAACAAAUUUUACAAUUAUCAAUUUAGAAACAGUAAGAACACUUUAUAAUCUACUUGCUCGUGAUAAAUCAGAUCCAGAGACUUUGGCAGCAGUUGAGAAAAUUAGAUUUUUAAAUGAUUCCAUAGUUUGGUAUCCCAAAGGAGUACGCUUUCGGUUUUACGCUCGAAUGAGGCUGCAAACAGUUGCGAGAAAGUUGAAAGAUGAGUACAAGCUACUUAUUCGCAUUGGAUACAGUUGGCGAACAUUGGCAGCAAUAAUCAAAUGGUUUUGGUCCUUAGAUGAGUACUACACAACAACUGGUCUUAAUCUUUACACAAUAGCGACUACUUUCUGCGAUGAGAUUACUCUGUAUGGCUUCUAUCCAUUCCACGUCGAUAGUAACGGUCGCAGCAUCCAAUACCAUUAUUACGAAGAUAUUCCCUACAAGUAUGAAAACAAUGUCCACGAUUUCCCUGCAGAAUUCCGUCAUCUGAAAGAACUUGAAAGUAUUGGCGGGCUUAAGUUGGUUACAAGUAAAUGUAAGCAGCCGGAGUAAGUCUACAGUGUAUGAUAUAGAUG